This is a messenger RNA of Corticium candelabrum, 2622 nucleotides long. Its product is annotated as serrate RNA effector molecule homolog. Gene Ontology annotation, biological process: primary miRNA processing; mRNA processing. Gene Ontology annotation, cellular component: nuclear body. The record is from RefSeq and is a predicted model, not a curated record. NCBI's taxonomy places the organism in Eukaryota, Metazoa, Porifera, Homoscleromorpha, Homosclerophorida, Plakinidae. The coding region runs from base 7 to 2463 and encodes 818 amino acids. The transcript has 16 exons.
CAGCACAUGGCGGACAGCGACGACGAACAUGAACGUGGGCGGCGUGGAAGCAGGGACAAAUUUCGACGUGAACGCAGUGACUACAGUAGUCGCUCUAGAUCAGGUCGGGACGACUGGGAGCGGCGACGAAGCGAUCCUGGCUGGGGAGAUCGCGACAGAGACAGAGGAAGACGCAGAGACCAUAGAGAAUAUGACGGAGGACAAAGAAGAGGACGACGCGACAGAUCGCCGCCGUAUAAAAGAAUGAAACGAGACUGGGAUGAUGUGUUUUAUCGUGAUUAUGGAAUGCAUUUCUCGCCACAUAUGUCACAUCCAGCACCGUGGAAUCAUCCAAUGAUGGAUGGUGGAAGAGCAUCUGACCAUGCAGACUACCCAACACAACCCGCCAUGAUGUCAUUUCGUCAAUACCUCAACUCACAGCCUGACGACUUAGAGGAGACCAAAGCAGUCGAGAAGUACACCGAAUACAAACGAGAAUUUAGUCGUAAAAUCGUCACAGAUUUUUUUGAUGCUCACAAGGACGAGGAAUGGCUGCGAGUGAAGUAUCAUCCAGUUGAAAGCAUGAAACAUCAAGAAGAACAAAAGGCUUUCGUACAGCAACGACAGAAAGUUUUCUUUGAGCUCUUGGAGUUGGGGCAGAUUGAUAGAGCAGCAUUAGAUAUUGAAAAUCAAAAUCAGAUCAUCAAAAUACUGAAUGCAGCUGUGAUUUUGCUGGAGGGAGGAUCUGCAUAUGAUUUAAAAUCACUUGAUCAACCAUCUGGCAAUGACCAGAGCAUUUCUGACGACAAGAAGACAAACCAGACACAAGCUACUGAUGACGACACAAAACAAGGAGAUGGAAACAAAACAGAACAAAAAGAUUUAGAAGAGGGUGAAGCAGAUACAACGGCUGACGAGCAAGAAAACAAGAAGGAAGCAAACGAACAGGAACAGACAACGGGAACACAAGAAGAGACAGUGAAGACAACAGAAGAGACAGCAGACAAUAACAAGCAACAGCAAGAGGAGCAAGUAGCAAACGUAACAGAUGAAGGUAAGGAGGGUAACAAGCAACAGCUUUCAACACAGGAGGAACAACGAACUGUAAUGGCAACGGAGACGGUGGAAGACAAAGGGAAAGAAACAUUGGGUGAUGAGAAGAAGGAAGAUGACUUGAAAAUGAGUGAUGAAGCGUCACCAAAGCCAUUGCAUGCAACAAAGUCAAUAUAUAUUCGAACUUUGUCACCAAAUAUUAAGAAGUCAGAUGUUGUUAAGUUUUCUCAAAACAUUCCUGGCUACUUGCGUGUUGCAUUUGCUGAGCCACAGGCAGAGCGAAGGUUUCAUCGUCGUGGGUGGAUAACUUUUUGUUAUGAUGUCGAUAUCAAAGAGAUUUGUUCACAAGUAAACAAUACCAAGGUUGGUGAUUUUGAGUUGAACAUGAUGGUAAAUCGUGACUUCACCAAUCGCGUACGUCACGUCUCGGGUUUCUCCGCCACACGACAACUUGCUCAUCACGAUCUUGAAAAAGCGAUCAAACUGAUACAAUAUUUGGAUGAUCACGUGGGUCUGUGGAAAUCGAAGGAGGGAGACGAAGCCAAUCCGCUGCUGUCCAAGCUAGAAGUAGAAUUGGAGAGUGAGGGUUUGUCUGAUCAGUGGACAAGUGAGGAGGCUGCUGCUUCCAGAAAUGGAAGUCAGAGUGAGAAGGGUGAAGCUGAAGAAGGGGAAGAAAAACAAGAUGUUGUGCCACUUGAACGGAAUAUUAAACUGCUACAAGCUUUAGACAGAGCAUUGCUGUACUUGAGGAUUGUCCAUUCUCUGGACUAUUAUGAUGCCAAAGAAUAUCCAUUUGAGGAUAACAUGCCAAAUCGUUGCUGCAUCUUACAUGUGAGGGGAAUACUGCCAUCUAGAGCCACACAAUCAGAAGUGUUGGAGUAUUGGAAUGCAUUCCAACAGAAGAUUGACGUGUUAUUCAACAAGCACCAACUUGUACCUCUUGCUGAAGCUAAAGAACUCGGUAUGAAAGACCCAGAAAGUGAGGUGCAGGCGUUUAUUAAGAGUAACACGCAGGAGCUGGGGAAGGACAAAUGGCUGUGCCCAUUGAGCGGGAAGAAGUUUCGUGCUCCGGAGUUUGUUGUGAAGCAUAUUCAGAACAAACACGCAGACAAGCUGGAGAAUGUGAAGCAUGAGACUGAAUAUUUGAAUGCUUACAUCCGUGAUCCUAACCGUCCUAACCUACCUCUCCCCCCUAAGACACCCAAUCGUAUGGAUGGUAACUCACGAGGUGAUAUGACAGCCAGUGCACCACCUGGCCCAGGUGGAUGGGGACGACGACCAAUGAUGUAUGGAGCUCCAUUUGGACGUUUUCCAUUAGCACCUGAGAUGUUUGGCAGCCCAAGCUUGAUGAUCCCGAGAAGAGGCCGACAAGAUCCACGAGGCAUUCGGGAUUACCGAGACUUGGACGCGCCAGAAGAAAUGGACGUGUGAACAACUGAAAACUGAAAACGUUUGCCUGUAUGAUCACCUGAUCACUACAUGCAACUCUACCGUCUAAAUUAAUUACGAUUGUUGUUCCUCAGUUAGUGAGGACGCUAGCUCUCGUCCUUGUGAUGAAACUGUUUUAAUAGCAUCUGCCAUUCGCUCAAA